AUAAAAAAUCGAUGGCACUUGGCGCCGGCGAGUGACAAAGAUUUUCCCCUUUACAAAACCUCAAACCCAAAAAGCCCUCAAAAACCUUUGAGAAGUGAGAACUCGCCGUUCAGCUCUGCAAUUCAUUCCUUCGAACACAGAGAGAUGGGAAGAGCCGAGAGAGAGCAAUUGAAUCGAACUCUGAACCAGCACCUGAACACCAUCCACGAGACCUUUCAGUUGUUAGAUCAAACUUCACCUUCUACAGUUGAGAAGGUGAGCUGGGAGAAGGUUAUGCAGAUGGGUGACCAAGUCUCCAAACAAGCUACCAUUGCUGGAAUGCUUUGGAGCGGAGAAACACCAGAAGUUAGAGCCCUUGAAGAAAACAUGGCUUCAUACUUUAAUAUUCUACAAGGUUUUCUUCUGCUUUCUCAUGGGAGUAUAGUGGGUGCAGGGCCUACCUUGUAUUCUUGUGUCCAUGCGUCUGUAAAGCACGUUGUUGACUCCAGUUUUAAGUUGUUGAAGGAAUCUGUCUCGUUGUAUGGUGCACGGAAUAAAGAUGGGAAACUCUCAAUGCCACAGUUGGCUGGUGCAGUAUGGGAAGCGUGUUCUGCUCUUAAAAAGACACCUGCCACCAAUGUCACAGCAAUUGGACGAGCAAUGACGCAGGUUGCAGUUUCCAUGAAAGAUGUUCUUCGUGAGAUGAAGGAGCUUAAACCAGGUUCCUCUGACCUGACAGAUGAAGCCUCUAAUGAGUCUUCUAUUGAAGCAGAGAUUGAACCCCAGGAUGAUGAAAUUUCAAGUGACGGUGAUCUGGGCAAUGAUUUGUCACCUGAAGAGAUGAGAGUUGCUCAGUUGGCAAUUGCAGUUGUGUCUGAGACUCUUGUAGUGAUAAAGGAACUAAUUCGCGCGAUCACAAGUUUGCUUAAACGUGAAAAUCCAAAUGACAGCAGUAAUCUUGUGGAUUCCUUGGAGAAAUUGUUGAGAAUGUGUCAAGGAAUCGGAAUACAAAUAGACGAGCUUGGAGCUUCUCUUUAUCCCCCUCAAGAGGUUCCCACCAUGAAGGCAGCAUUAGGGAAAAUCUCCAGCUUUGUCGAUGAUAUGCAAGCUGAAUUACAGAAUCUUAAAGGAAAUUUGGAAGCAUUUUGUCAGGCGUGCAAUUGUUUAAAGAGUUCUUUGCGACAGCUUGAAUCUGCAGUAGGCUGUCCCAGUACUGUCGAUUUAGAAACCAGAGUGCAGAAAAUUGAUUUGAACAAUUAGUAGAGUGAGAGAGUGAAAUUCAUUUUGCAGAGCUGUAAGUCAGAAUGAUUUCUUGUCAGUAUAAUAGUAUUUUAUUUUAUAGAAUUUUAAAUUUUAAAUCAACCUACUUGUGAACU
This is a messenger RNA of Prunus mume (Japanese apricot), 1355 nucleotides long. RefSeq lists its product as uncharacterized. The record is from RefSeq and is a predicted model, not a curated record. NCBI's taxonomy places the organism in Eukaryota, Viridiplantae, Streptophyta, Magnoliopsida, Rosales, Rosaceae. Gene Ontology annotation, cellular component: nucleus.